ACAGUAUGAGAACGCAAGGGGAGGCGCGUUCAUGUUUCCGUGCCAGGGAAAAGGGGUGCGUGUCUUUCCCUCUUUGUCCACAGAAGUGACGACGACACAGCGCCGAGCCCCCAGCUGGUGGCCUCUGCGCCUGCGCCGACCGUGGCGCGCGGCGGGGCCGUGCAUGCGCAGAGCACGACUUCCGCGUCUUUUCGGCGGCGGGAAGGCGGCUGGUGGUGGCUGACGCGGUGGCGGUUGACGGAGGCGAGGAACCUGAAGGUUAAAGUUUAGUCGAACAACUUCAUGUUGUAAAGUUGGAGCGCUAAAGAAAAAAUUAUAGACUUUGAUAUCGAAGGAAAUGAAGAGAAACAUAAAUGAAAAUUCAACUCGAAAUACAGCAGGCUGUUUGCCUGUACCACUGUUCAAUCAGAAAAAGAGGAAUAGACAGCCAUUAACAUCCAAUCCACUUAAAAAUGAUCCAGGUAUCAGUACUGCUUCUGACAGUUAUGAUUUCCCUCCUCUACCAACAGAUUGGGCCUGGGAAGCUAUGAAUCCAGAGCUGCCUCCUUUAACGAAAACAGUGAACACAGGGCAAAUACCACAUUCAGUUUCUCAUCCCCUGAGAAGUCAAGAUUCUGUGUCUAAAUCUAUUCAAUUAAAUGCUGAAAGAAGCAAGAGUGGUUGGAGAGACGGCAACAAAAAUACCACUUUAAAAACUUGGGAUAGAAAUGAUUUUAAGCCUCAGUGCAAAAGAACAAAUCUAAUGACAAAUAAUGGAAUAAAUUCAUGUCCAGUGAAUUUGGGAGCUCAACAAUGGAAACAAUUAAGAGUAUCUGAAUCUACUAACUUAUCUCACCAAAGAGAAAGUGAAGUACUCACACAAACACAUUCGUCAAAAAUAUCUGGCUCCACAAUGAGAAGUCUAGACAAAAACAGUUCAUUACAGGCAUUUAAGCCCAAUUUUCAACAAAAUCAAUUUAAGAAAAAAAUGUUGGAUGGUUUUCCAGAAGAAAACACCCUCAAGAAGGAAGCAUCAUUGUAUCAGUUAAAGCUUAAGGAGAAAGAGAAUUCUUUAAGAAUUAUAUCUGCAGUUAUUGAAAGCAUGAAGUACUGGUGUGCACAUGCACAGAAAACUGUACUUCUUUUUGAAAUAUUAGCUGUUCUCGAUUCAGCUGUUACACCUGGCCCAUAUUGUUCAAAGACUUUUCUUCUGAGAGAUGGGAAAAAUACUCUGCCUUGUGUAUUUUAUGAAAUAGAUCGUGAACUUCCAAGACUGAUUAGAGGCCGAGUUCAUAGGUGUGUUGGAAACUAUGACCAGAAAAAGAAUAUUUUUAAAUGUGUGUCUGUCAGACCAGCAUCUGUUUCUGAACAAAAAACUUUCCAAGCAUUUGUUAAAAUUGUAGAUGCUGAAAUGAGAUAUUAUACUAAAGUAAUGAGUGAAAUUUAAGUAGUGAUGAAGUUUAAAUAGUAUAAAUUAAGCAUUUUUCUGUUCUUGUUUAAAUUACCAUCUCCAUGGUUUUAUGGCUACUGUUCUUCUGUAUUUCACUUGUUGAAUUAAAAUAUUUAAAUCCUUUUAA
Messenger RNA from Orcinus orca (killer whale), 1556 nucleotides. It is a transcript of the gene SPATA22, whose product is annotated as spermatogenesis associated 22. The transcript has 9 exons. Bases 338 to 1426 code for a protein of 362 amino acids. Lineage: Eukaryota; Metazoa; Chordata; Mammalia; Artiodactyla; Delphinidae. The record is from RefSeq and is a predicted model, not a curated record. Gene Ontology annotation, biological process: meiotic DNA repair synthesis; homologous chromosome pairing at meiosis; gamete generation.